This is a messenger RNA of Ipomoea nil (Japanese morning glory), 1118 nucleotides long. Its product is annotated as putative B3 domain-containing protein At3g24850. The record is from RefSeq and is a predicted model, not a curated record. Bases 291 to 977 code for a protein of 228 amino acids. Gene Ontology annotation, molecular function: DNA binding. NCBI's taxonomy places the organism in Eukaryota, Viridiplantae, Streptophyta, Magnoliopsida, Solanales, Convolvulaceae. The transcript is spliced from 2 exons.
AGUUCUCGUGAGAAUGCGACGGCGGAGUGAACCGGUGGUUGUGGAGCUCUUAUCAUCGCCUCAGCCGGAGCUGCUCGUUGACCUAGAAGUGCCGCCGAUUUGAUUAUCUACUUGCGGUGUGUAAGCAAGAGAGAUUACUACUUGAGAAAGAGGAACAGGAGGAUAAGCAAGAAAAGAAAGGAUGCUACAAUGAAGAUGAUGAUCAGUCCUGUGGGGUUGAUCUCAAUAAGAAUUUGAUCACUCCUUCAAACCAUACAGUGCCUGGUAAGGAGGAAUGGAGGAAAAAAUUGAUGGGAUCAUUUUAUGGCUACUUAUCUUGGCCGAAUGUUUUGAAGUCCGAGGUGCAAAGUACAACACAAAGCAACACCCCAGAAUCUGAUAUUUCACAUUCCAGUGGCAGCGAUGACAGCAGAGCUUCUUCAAAGAGGAGAUUAAAGUCUGAUGAGGUUGCGGGAAAUGCUGUGGCAGAGAGGAUCAAUUCCAAGAAGCGAAAGAGGGGAAGUGGGGUGCCCAACAACGGUCCAGAACCACCACCAGGACUACCGGUUGAAUUCAGAAAUUUUAUUCUCCAAAGGGCUGGUAACCGGGCAGUAUGUGUCGAGAAAUUGGUGAUUCAAAAGGAGCUUACCAAAACGGAUGUAAACGGCACCCAAAAUAGACUGUCAAUCCCAGCGAGGCUUGUGAGGGAGGAGUUUCUUACGGAAGAAGAGCAUCUUCUACUUUGUCAGCGCAAUGGGAAGAAUGUAUGUUCUAUAGAUGAAGUUCCAUUGAUAACACCAAUGAUGGAAGUAGCAAAGGUGAGCUUGAGGAGGUGGGAGAUGAAGAAGGAAAGGGGAGUUUCCAGUGUAUCUUAUGUCAUAGCUAAUACUUGGAAUGAAAUAAGAAGACGGAAUAAAUUUGAAAGGAAGAUGAUAGUUCAAUUGUGGGCUAUUCGGGUUGACGUAGAUUUGUGGAUGGCUCUAGUUAGACUGUCUUGACCUUUUAAUCAACUUACCACUUCAAUUUAGGAGAUACAAAUAUGCUCUUUGUAUAUGCUUUUUUGUCUUUUCGAAACUAAUUCAACAGAGUUUUGAAUUUUGUUAUGAAUUUCUAUCAAAUACUGUUCAAUUCAUUUUGAA